UUAAAGCACCGCUGGAAUGGUAACCUACAUAUUUGCGUCACCUUGUCAGCUCCUUGAAUAUUUAAAGCAACGCUGGAAGUCAUCUGUCAGUCACUAGACACAGCAGAGACAGUGCAUGCUUCUUUCACCUUUUCUUAACCUCAGGUGGGAAAAUGUUCACUCCAGCAGCAGGCUUCUGUCUGAUCAUCGCGAGCUUGGGUUUACCUGGCCUUGCAAGCAGUCUUCAAGUUUGCCAAACAACAGAUGGAAACCCUUGUUAUGGAAGACAAGAUGGGCUGUACCCCACACCCGAUGAUCAAUAUUCAUAUUACAACUGUGUUUCGGGAUACACUCACUACAAAAAAUGCCCAGAAGACUUGGUAUAUAUGCAUUCUAUAACCGCUUGUUCUUAUCCCGGAUCAGCUGAAUCCAGCAGUUCAUCUCAAGAAGAAAAUUGUGAUGAAGGACAAAUGAACACAACUUCAAUGACUACAACUAGUUCCCCCACUCCGAUGACUACCACUGUGACCACCAGAUCAAAUGAAACCAGCACUACAGUUCCCGGAUCAGAUACAACUACCGGUACAACUUCCAGAUCAAAUGAAACCAGCAGUACAGUUCCCGGAUCAGAUACAACUACCGGUACAACUUCCAGAUCAAAUGACACCAGCAGUACAGUUCCCGGAUCAGAUACAACUACCGGUACAACUUCCAGAUCAAAUGAAAGCAGCAGUACAGUUUCCGCAUCAGAUAAAACUACCGGUACAACUUCCAGAUCAAAUGACACCAGCAGUACAGUUUCCGCAUCAGAUAAAACUACCGGUACAACUUCCAGAUCAAAUGACACCAGCAGUACAGUUUCCGCAUCAGAUAAAACUACCGGUACAACUUCCAGAUCAAAUGACACCAGCAGUACAGUUUCCGCAUCAGAUAAAACUACCAUUACAACUUCCAGAUCAAAUGACACCAGCAGUACAGUUUCCGCAUCAGAUAAAACUACCGGUACAACUUCCAGAUCAAAUGACACCAGCAGUACAGUUUCCGCAUCAGAUAAAACUACCGGUACAACUUCCAGAUCAAAUGACACCAGCAGUACAGUUUCCGCAUCAGAUAAAACUACCGGUACAACUUCCAGAUCAAAUGACACCAGCAGUACAGUUUCCGCAUCAGAUAAAACUACCAUUACAACUUCCAGACCAAAUGAAAUCAGCACUACAGUUCAGGCAUCAGAUAAAACUAACAGUACAGUCUCCAGAUCAGCUAAAACUAUGACAUAUUUUAUGCCAUAUAUGGCGCAUAUUGCAUUCAUUUUUGUGUUCUGUAUAGAAAUUUAAAUGAAAGAAAAGACAAAAAUAUACCAUAAAUACUCAUAAUGCAACAUUUUUAGAGGGUUUUGAUGAACUUACACUAGUGUAGAGUGAAACAUUUUCUAACACUGUUUUAUUAGCUGAAUUGAUCUAUAAUAUAGGGAAAAUAUAAAUGUAAAAUAAAGGUUGAGUAUAAUAUUAAUGUUCUUUUCCCACCGUUAAAGACAACCAAAAUGUAUUUAUUAAGUCAUUUUAAUAAUGAUUCAUGCUGUUAUUCAUGACAAUUGCAAGAAAAUAAAUGUUUUAAUCUAUAUGGACUCUUAGCCAUUACUGAACCAA
Molecule: messenger RNA, 1625 nt
Organism: Pungitius pungitius (ninespine stickleback)
Lineage: Eukaryota; Metazoa; Chordata; Actinopteri; Perciformes; Gasterosteidae
Product: serine-rich adhesin for platelets-like
Exons: 4
Coding region: 153-1313 (386 amino acids)
Cellular component (GO): extracellular region
Molecular function (GO): chitin binding
Source: RefSeq, a predicted model, not a curated record